Penaeus indicus is the source of this 1594-nucleotide messenger RNA. RefSeq lists its product as uncharacterized. The record is from RefSeq and is a predicted model, not a curated record. Lineage: Eukaryota; Metazoa; Arthropoda; Malacostraca; Decapoda; Penaeidae. The transcript is spliced from 3 exons. Bases 309 to 896 code for a protein of 195 amino acids.
GACAAGCGUAAUGCGUCAGUGCUGGUCUGGCUGAGCUCUAAACCAGUUGUGUCCUCGCCGACGUCUUGAGUGUACUGUUCUUGAGCUAAGUGAUAAAGUGGCGUGCGCGUAUUGUUCUUCAUGCUGAUUUCUACGAGAAGCUACAUCCUGUUAUAUUGAGAAAUAUUUGCCUAAGAGGACAGUGGAGGGAAAUAUAGCUUAGUUUUCAUUUCGUGCGAGUGUAUGAAUUCACGACACCGCAGGAGUUAAGAAGCAGCUUAUCAUCUGUAUCUCGGCCAGAAACCUGAGAGCAGAGGGAGGGGAUCACAAUGGCAUUGUGUCCUAGAAAAUGUGUGACAGCUGUGCAUAUGUUCCUGAUAGUGGUCCUUCCUGCGAGAGUCGCAGCAACCAAGACUCUACCGCCGUGGGAGUUUCACCAUUGCAACAUCCCGAGCAACCCACAGAACCACCCCGUGGCCUACCACCAGCCCAAAAUCAUCAACCUGAGUCGCAUGUACGACGUCUCACAAACCUUCAGGCUGGUCUACUACGGCUCCAACUACAACGUCGGCUGUGAGCUGAAGCCCGGCGUGCUCUACUACGUGCAGCGCCACAACAAAACCACCUUCACCUACAACCACCUGGAGGACGGCAAGGGCGUCACCUCGCUGUGCCCCGGCCAGAGGAUAUGGCUGGGGACCGAGUCCUACGGCUUCGUCUCCUGCGGGGAAGAGGACCAGGCGAGGUCAGCAGCUCUGACGUGGUGGUCAGAGGUGCCUCUGUCGUACAUGACCAUCAUCGCCAUCAGCGUCGCCUCCGCCUUCACGUUCGUAACCUUCGUGGCCGUUAUCAUAUGCCUGCUGCGGCGUCGGCACGCGAAGGGCAAGGUCAGUCUUCCUCAGGUGGAUAUGUACUGAGCUCCGAGUGAGACUCAAUGAGACAUCAGGAGCUUGUAAUCAAUCGAAGGCAAGGAUCAAGAAUUCUGAGAGGAGGUUGGAGGCCAAGAAAAGGCUCAAGUAUUCUUACAGAACUCGAAGACAAGGCUAAAGAAUUCUGAGCGGAGGCGAAGACAAGGCUCAAGAAUUCCAUAAAAGCGAAGACAACGAUCGCGGUUUCCAAUAGAUGGCAUGGACAAACCUCAAGGAUUUAAAGGAUUCUAAGAGAAAACAAAAAUAAGGCUAACGAUUUUAAGAAGAGGUUAACACAACGCACCUUCAAAGCUACUAUGGGGACAGUGCCAGAAGACGCUGAGGACUGGUCAAGUGAUUGAAUAGAUGUACAUAAUUUAAUCAUGCAGUGACAGUGUGCAGUGAUUCAGUGUGAUGUGGGAGGCUAGCCCACGCGAGUGCGUUUUUUCUUGCUUCCGCGUGUGAUUAUUCUGAUUCGGUAGACAGUGAGCGAUCCAGGGGGCGUUAUCGUAUUUGUCUAUUUGUAUGAUAGUAAUUGCAAGAUAAAAGUGCCACAGAAAAAGUUGUGAUACAAAGUGAUAUUCCAUUAUUGUUAUUAUUCUUGUAAUAUUCAUUACCAUUAUUUUCCCUCAUCCUCUUUGUACAAUACAUAUGUUCUUCCCUUAUGUGUUAUUCUGUAUUACCAUAAUUUAUUUAAUAAAUUCAAA